AUGGUGACCGAGCUUCAACAGGCAAACCAACGGAUGGCGGAGGAGAAUCAAAGGAUGCAAAAUCAAAUCGCGCAGCUGGUUAACGCCCGAAUAGAGCACAACAAUGACCAUCAACCGCGACAAGAAAACGACGAGCGACGGUCGAAUCCGACUCAUGUCUCGGAAACACCUCAGAGUAAUGAGGGAGGAGGCAACAACAAUGAGGAAGGUCAACCUGAUGACGAAGAGGAAGAACGAGACAACUCUGCCGGACCAUUUACAACCGAUAUAAUGAAUUUUCAAUUGCCAAGGCAAUUCACCCUGCCGACGACCCUGACACCAUACAAUGGACUAGGAGACCCGAAGCAGCACGUCAAAAAAUUCCGAUCUAUUAUGAUCGUCAACGGUGCAUCCGACCCAAUUUUAUGUCGCUAUUUUCCGUCAUUUUUAGAUGGUCCUGCACUUGACUGGUUUUGCUAUUUGCCUGCAGAUUCUAUAUCGCGAUUCCAGGAGCUGGCGAGGCAAUUCGAAGAUCAUUUUGCCGCAUCAGCAAUCUACUUGCACGAUUCGGACUACUUGACAACCAUUAAACAAGGGCCGCAAGAAAGCUUGAAGGAUUACAUCACGCGCUUCACCAAGGUCGCCAUGAGAAUUCCCGAUCUCCACCCAGAGGUUCACCUUCAUGCCAUUAAGAGCGGCCUCCGCCCCGGCAAGUUUCAAGAGACUAUCGCCGUAGAGAAGCCCAAAACCUUGGCCGAAUUUCGGGAGAAGGCUAAAGGUCAGAUUGAUGUUGAAGAGCUCAGGCAAGCACGAAAGACAGAAAGAUCGCCUGCAAGCAAGGAUGACGAUAAAUCCCGAGAUAACAAGAAAACAUUCAAGCCAGUUCCUCGUUAUGAUUCAUACACCCAGUUCAACGCAAAGAGAGAUGAUAUCAUCAAGGAGAUACUCAACUCUAAAUUAAUAAGGCCUCCUCGAAAAGCUGGCAAUUAUCCGGAAUCAAAGGGAGUUGACAAAUCAAAAUAUUGCACUUUCCACCAAAAGCACGGACACACAACCGAUGAAUGCGUUAUUGCUAAGGAUCUCCUAGAACGACUGGCAAGACAAGGACAUCUCGACAAGUUCAUUGCAGGACACAUGCAGAGAAACACCAUCCCAACACUUGAUACAUCAGCAGUAGGCACAUCCUCGAAAGGAAAGGAGAAAGCUCCGGCACAACCUAGAGGGGUAAUAAAUUGCAUUUCAGGAGGUUACGCUGGAGGUGGACACACAAGCUCAGCCAGAAAAUGA
Molecule: messenger RNA, 1266 nt
Organism: Arachis stenosperma
Lineage: Eukaryota; Viridiplantae; Streptophyta; Magnoliopsida; Fabales; Fabaceae
Exons: 1
Coding region: 1-1266 (421 amino acids)
Source: RefSeq, a predicted model, not a curated record